AUGAGCAUGAAUAAAUGGAAAAGCAGUGUUUUUUUAAUAAUUAAGGCUCAAAGAAUGACUCUUAAACACUCACUAUUAUCUAUAUUUAGCGGGUUAUGUCUUUUUAUACCAUUUACUAUAAUUUUUUGUCGAAAAUUUAAAUUUCUAAGUUAUCUUUAUUUUUUAAUAAAAAUCUGGAAAAAUAUCUUAGAAAAAGAUUCAGAUUCUUCAGAGAAUGAUUUAAAAGGAGGAUCUAAUAUAGAUGAUUGUUUAAAAGUGAAUAUUUUGGCUAAUUAUCUUGAUAUAAUUCAAAAAACUUUUAAAACAGAAUCUAAGUUUUGUACUAUUGAGUACAAAACUAAAGAUCAGGAAAAAAAGAUUCUUUCAAGGAAUAGAUAUUUUCAAUACUUAAGGAAUAACAAUUUCUCGCCUAAAUAUUUUUUUUAUUUUAUUGAAAAAGGCCAUCUCAUACAAUAUCCAAAUAUCAAGAAAUCAAAUUUAUAUCCUUUUUAUCGAACUAAUUCUUUAAUUCACAACAUUUUCAGAUUAUCUACUUUCGAAAAAGGUGAAUUAAUUCCUAGUAUAAGGUUUGAUAGCUUUUUAAAGCUAGAAAUACAUAAUACUUUUGAAAAUUUAACAUCGAUUGAUUUAUUCAAUAAGGAAAUCGGAAAACUUAAGAAAAUAGAAGACCUAUUUGAAGAUAGGAAAAAGAAUUCUGAAAAUUAUUCCAAAAUUGAAGUUUUUUCCAAAAAUAAUCAAAAAAGAUUUAUAGAAACAUCCGAAUCAAAUUCAACAAAUCAGAUAGCUUCUAAAAUUUCCUAUAAAAAUACCAAUCCAGACAUUUCAAAUUCUAAGGGAGAUGUCUUUGAGUUUCAAUUUAUAUCUUACUUAUCUGAGGAAUUAAUCUAUAUAUCUCCUAUAAUCCUUAAAUAUAAUUCUAUCCAAGAUUUUGAUACUGUUCCUGACUAUAAACAAAAAUUAUAUAUAUCACUAUAUUCAAAAAAAAAGAAUAACUAUUGGCCUUUGUCUGAUAUUCAAAACUCUUCUUUGAAAAAUACGUCAACACGUUUAUUAUGUGAUUCUUCACCUCAUGUUAAAAAAACAUCUUUUAAGGACAAAACAUCUGAAAGAAAUAACAUAUUAAAGGAAAAUAUGUCACCUAAUUCUAAACAGAAUAAUAUAGAAUCUUUAAAAAAGAAAAAUCACAAAAAAAUAACUUCAGAUAUUUCAAAUUCACAUCAAGAUAAUCCAAUGCAUUUUAUUCAUCUAAAUUAUAAAAUAGAUGAGAUAAUUUUAGAGAAAUAUAAUAAUAAAGAAGUCUCAAAACACAAAAAUAAUUUUUCUUUAAAGACCGAGGAACUUUCUGGUUCAAAAAUAAACUCAAUAGAAACAAAUAACACUGAUUCAUCAUUACCCGAAACAAAACAUCUCACAUUUAAUACUAUUCAUAUAAAUUAUAGCGCUAAUUAUUCAAAUAUAACACCUUUAUCAUUAAAUUCACUUAUUCCAUCACCUACUUCAAAAUAUAAAAACUUCAAAGAUAGGGCAUCAUCUUCAAUAAAGAUAAAUGAUAUUUACAAAGACUCUUUACGUCUAUUAAAAGAAGUAUAUGAUGAUAAUAGACGCCGUGGAAUCCCACCUACUCCUCCACCUAUACGAAAACGAUGGGAAUUUGUCAAUAAUUAAUUUCAUUAAGAUUUUCAUUUUCUAUAACAGGAUUUUCUAGUAAUAUCU
Molecule: messenger RNA, 1713 nt
Organism: Pneumocystis murina B123
Lineage: Eukaryota; Fungi; Ascomycota; Pneumocystomycetes; Pneumocystales; Pneumocystaceae
Exons: 1
Coding region: 1-1665 (554 amino acids)
Source: RefSeq, a predicted model, not a curated record